Messenger RNA from Menidia menidia (Atlantic silverside), 4115 nucleotides. Lineage: Eukaryota; Metazoa; Chordata; Actinopteri; Atheriniformes; Atherinopsidae. The record is from the annotation of a GenBank genome assembly.
CGGAGCAGCAAGCUGGCGCCUGGUGCAAAGACCCGCUGCAAGCCGGCGACAAAAUCUACUUCAUGCCCUGGACUCCUUACAGGACAGACACUCUAAUUGAGUACUCCUCUCUGGAUGACUUCCAAAACGCCCGGCAAACCAUCACCUAUAAGCUGCCCCACCGGGUGGAUGGGACUGGAUUUGUGGUCUAUGAUGGGGCCGUGUUUUUCAACAAGGAGCGUACGCGCAACAUUGUGAAAUUUGACCUGCGGACUCGAAUUAAAAGUGGUGAGGCAAUCAUCAACAAUGCCAACUACCACGAUACGUCGCCCUACAAGUGGGGAGGUAAAACAGAUAUUGACCUUGCUGUGGAUGAGAAUGGGCUGUGGGUGAUCUACGCAACAGAGCAGAACAAUGGCAUGAUGGUAAUCAGCCAGCUGAACCCCUACACUCUACGAUUCGAGGCUACUUGGGAAACAACCUAUGAUAAGCGCUCAGCCUCCAAUGCCUUCAUGGUUUGUGGAGUACUUUAUGUUGUCCGCUCCACCUAUGAAGACAAUGAAAGUGAGGUCAGCAAGAGCCUGAUUGAUUAUAUUUACAACACGAAACAGAAUCGCGGGGAGUACGUUGAUAUCCACUUUCCCAAUCAGUACCAGUACAUUGCAGCAGUGGAUUAUAAUCCGCGAGAUAACCAGCUCUAUGUAUGGAAUAACUUUUACGUCCUGAGAUACAACCUGGAGUUUGGCCCACCUGAUCCAGCACAUGCACCAGCGCUGUCGGAAGCCACCGCGUCCAUUCAGCCCCAGAGAACUACGGCCGCCCCGACCACCACCACGGCGCACUGGGGCGUGGCCAACACCACCACCACGACGGGGCUCCGGGAGGGCAGCAGGGGAGCGCCCAAGCCGCCGCCCGCAAUUCCACAGACCACCUCUCCUCCUCCUCUGGAGUCCUUCCCUCUACCUGAGCGCUUCUGCAAGACCACUGAGAAAAGAGACAUAACGUGGCCCCAGACCCAAAGGGGCAUGCUCGUGGAGCGACCCUGUCCCAAGGGAACACGAGGCACAGCCUCUUAUUUAUGUGUUCUGUCCACUGGGGACUGGCACCCAAAGGGUCCUGAUCUCAGCAACUGCACCUCCCACUGGGUCAACCAGGUGGCUCAAAAGAUCCGCAGCGGUGAAAACGCGGCUAACUUGGCCAACGAGUUAGCCAAGCACACCAAAGGCCCCAUAUUUGCCGGGGACGUCAGCUCCUCCGUGCGUCUGAUGGAACAGCUGGUGGACAUCCUGGACGCUCAGCUUCAAGAGCUCAAACCCAGCGAGAAGGAUUCCGCAGGAAGGACCUUCAAUAAGGCCAUUGUGGACACGGUUGACAACCUUCUACGACCAGAAGCCCUGAAGUCCUGGCAGGACAUGAACAGCACCGAGCAGACCCACACGGCCACCAUGUUACUGGACACUCUGGAAGAAGGGGCCUUUGUCCUUGCUGACAACCUGAUAGAACCUGCCAUUGUCAAAGUUCCUGCAGAUAAUAUAAUUUUGGAUGUGUACGUGCUCAACACAGAUGGCCAGGUCCAGGACUUCAAAUUUCCACAAUCCAGCAAGAGUGGGAUCUCAAUCCAGCUGUCAGCCAACACCGUCAAGCUCAACAGUCGCAAUGGAGUUGCCAAGCUGGUCUUUGUGCUGUACAAAAAUCUAAGCCAGUUCCUCAGCACCGAAAACGCCACCAUCAAGAUGGCCAACGAUGCAUAUGGCCGCAACGUGUCAGUGGCCGUCAACUCCGACAUCAUCGCUGCCUCUAUCAACAAAGAGUCAAGCCGCGUAUUCAUUAACGAACCGGUGAUUUUCACCCUGGAGCACAUUGACAUGGAGCACUACUUCAACUCCAAUUGCUCCUUCUGGAAUUACUCUGAGAGGAGUAUGAUGGGCUACUGGUCCACACAAGGCUGCAAACUCCUGGACUCCAACAAAACCCACACCACCUGCUCAUGCAGCCAUCUUACCAACUUUGCAGGCAACAUUAGAGAUCAUCAUGAGCUGCUCCUUACUGUCAUCACUCGUGUCGGCAUUGUGGUGUCCCUCGUCUGCCUCACCAUCUGCAUCUUCACGUUCUGCUUCUUCAGGGGCCUACAGAGCGAUCGCAACACUAUCCACAAGAACCUGUGCAUUAAUCUCUUCAUAGCAGAGUUAAUAUUCCUAAUUGGGAUCGAUAUGACAGAACCCAAGAUUGGGUGUGCCAUCAUCGCUGGUAUUCUACACUUCUUCUUCUUGGCUUCCUUCUCCUGGAUGUGUCUUGAGGGAGUCCAGCUGUAUCUCAUGCUUGUGGAAGUUUUUGAGAGUGAAUACUCACGGAAAAAGUACUACUACGUGUCGGGCUACCUCUUCCCCGCCAUUGUCGUGGGUGUCUCUGCUGCCAUCGACUACGGGAGCUACGGGACCAGGAAAGCGUGCUGGCUAAGUGUGGACAAUCAUUUCAUAUGGAGUUUUAUUGGCCCUGUCACCUUUAUCAUCAUGCUCAAUCUCAUCUUCUUGGUGAUCACAAUGUACAAAAUGGUGAAGCACUCUACCACCCUGAAACCAGACUCGAGCCGACUGGAGAAUAUAAAAUCCUGGGUCAUGGGGGCUUUUGCCCUGCUGUGUCUGCUGGGUCUCACGUGGUCCUUCGGCCUCUUCUUCAUCAGCGAGGCCUCGAUUGUAAUGGCGUACCUCUUUACAAUAUUCAACACCUUCCAAGGAAUGUUUAUCUUCAUUUUCCACUGCCUUCUUCAGAAAAAAGUCCGCAAAGAGUACAGCAAGUGCUUCCGCCACACGUACUGCUGCGGCGGGCUGCCCACGGAGAGCUCGCACAGUUCUGCAAAGACCUCCACCACGCGGACCAGCGCACGCUACUCUUCUGGUACACAGAGCCGUAUCAGAAGAAUGUGGAAUGACACCGUAAGAAAGCAAUCUGAGUCCUCCUUUAUCUCAGGUGACAUCAACAGCACCUCUACCCUUAACCAAGGAAUGACCGGGAAUUAUCUACUAACAAAUCCCCUUCUGCGACCACAAGGCACUAACAACCCUUAUAACACCUUGCUGGCUGAGACAGUCGUGUGUAACACCCCCACAGCUCCAGUGUUUAACUCGCCAGGGCACUCACUGAACAAUGUGGUGAGGGAUACAAGUGCAAUGGAUACUCUACCGCUAAAUGGUAACUUUAACAAUAGCUAUUCACUCCGCAACGGGGACUUUGGUGACAGCGUGCAGGUAGUGGACUGCGGCCUCAGCCUGGACGACGCUGCCUUCGAGAAAAUGAUCAUCUCCGAGCUAGUGCACAACAACCUGCGUGCCUGUAACAAAAGCCACCAACAGCAACAGCAGCAGCACUCCAGUUUACACCACCCGCCCCACCACCACCACCACCACCAGCAGCAGCAGCACCCGCCACAGUACCACCAUCACCACCACACGGAGCGGGCUCCUCCCAAGGUGACGGUGGUAGGUGGCAACGGGCGCGGCGGGAGCGGCGCCAUCGUCGCGGACGCGUCUUCUCUGGUCCACGUGGGCGGCACGGUGCUGCGCCACCAGCAGGAGCUGGAGGCGCCGCUCAUCCCCCAGCGGACUCACUCGCUUCUGUACGCGCCGCAGAAGAAGGUGAGGACCGACGGGGGCGUCGACGCCUAUGUCAGCCAGCUGACGGCCGCCAACCCCGACGACAGUCCCCAGUCCCCCAACAGAGACUCCUUGUACACUAGUAUGCCUAAUCUGAGAGACUCUCCGUGCCCCGAGAGCAGCCCCGACGUCGUGGAGGACCUGUCCCCCACCAAGAGGAGCGAGAAUGAAGACGUUUACUACAAGAGCAUGCCUAACUUAGGGUCCGGCCACCAGCUUCAAGCCUAUUACCAAAUAGGUAAAGGGAGCAGCGAUGGUUUCAUUAUUCCUAUUACGAAAGAGGACUGCAUCCCCGAAGGUGAUGUACGGGAAGGACAAAUGCAAGAGCCUAGAAGCCCCCCGUCACACAAUCUUUCCAUUAACAAACCCCUCCCUUCCCCCAUUUGCAUUGCCAUCUCUUUUUCCCCCUCUGAAUCACUCCACUCGUCCCAUCUUCUUACCUGCAGACCAACAGACUCGGAGCACACCAAUGGCAGUGCAAAGUUU